This is a messenger RNA of Mustela erminea (ermine), 2210 nucleotides long. It is a transcript of the gene ZNF382, whose product is annotated as zinc finger protein 382. The record is from RefSeq and is a predicted model, not a curated record. Gene Ontology annotation, cellular component: nucleus. Bases 348 to 2006 code for a protein of 552 amino acids. The transcript is spliced from 5 exons. Gene Ontology annotation, biological process: negative regulation of transcription by RNA polymerase II. Gene Ontology annotation, molecular function: RNA polymerase II cis-regulatory region sequence-specific DNA binding; DNA-binding transcription repressor activity, RNA polymerase II-specific. Lineage: Eukaryota; Metazoa; Chordata; Mammalia; Carnivora; Mustelidae.
GACGACUGAUCCUUGGCCGGGGGUGAGGUUGGUAGGUCCUAGGGGCUCCUGAGGAGGCGGGAACCCGGUGCUCGGACCGAGAGGCCAGGCUAGCUAUCCGGUCCCGGAGGAAAGGCCAGGGAGGAAACAGGGAGUUCAAGCCCGGCUUUGUAAUUCUGAGGAGGGAACCGGAACCGAGCCCGCGGUAACCAGUCACUCGGAUCCGUGCGAGCGGGGCCUCGGGCGUGGCCCGUGGGCGUGACCCUGAGGGUGACAAUCAGGAUUCUUCCCUUUUCCAAAAGAAAGGCUCAAAAGAGAAGGUUCAUCUCUUGCAAAUCUCAAAGCCAUGCCUCAGGAUGAACUAGAGUAUGCCCUUACAGGGAUCAGUGUCAUUCAAGGAUGUGACUGUGGACUUCACCCAGGAGGAAUGGCAGCAACUGGAUCCUGCACAGAAGGCCCUCUACAGGGAUGUCAUGUUGGAAAACUACUGCCAUCUCAUCUCUGUUGGGUUUCACAUGACUAAGCCCGAGAUGAUCCGCAAGUUGGAACAAGGAGAAGAACCGUGGACAGCAGAGAAAAUUUUUCCAAGUCAGAGCGACCUUGAAGAAGACGGAAAAGCUGAAGAUGCUUUAGUGAAGUUCAAAGAAUAUCAAGACAGGCACUCUCGAUCAGUCAUAUUCAUCAACCAUAAAAGAUUAAUUAAGGAAAGAAGUAAUAUUUUUGGGAAAACGUUUCCUGUAGGCAAGAACCGUAUUAUGUCAAAAACAAUACUACGUGAAUAUAAGCCUGAUGGAAAGGUUUUAAAAAAUAUUUCGGAAUUAGUCAGUAGAAAUAUAAGCCCUGUAAGAGAGAAGUUUGCUGAGAGUAAUGGAUGGGAGAAAUCAUUCCUCAAUACUAAAAAUGAGAAAAUUCAUACUACAGUGAAUCUCUGUAAACAAACAGAAAGGAGUCUGAGUGGUAAACAAGAGCUUAUUCAACAUCAGAAGACUCAAACUCCUGAGCAAUCAUUAGAUCAUAAUGAAUGUGAAAAAUCCUUCCUUAUGAAAGGAAUGUUAUUUACACAUACUAGAGCUCACAGAGGAGAAAAACCCUAUGAAUACAAUAAAGAUGGAAUAGCCUUAAUCGAAAAGUCAAAUCUCAAUGCCCAUUCACAAACUCUUAUUGAGAAGAAAACCCAUGGAUACAGCAAAUACGGUAAGUUCCUCUGCAGGAAGUCUAUUUUUAUCAUGCAUCAGAGAUCUCAAACAGAAGAGAAACCCUUUCAGUGUCCUUAUUGUGGAAAUAGCUUUAGAAGGAAGUCAUAUCUCAUUGAACAUCAACGAAUUCACACAGGUGAGAAACCUUAUGUCUGCAAUCAAUGUGGAAAAGCUUUCCGUCAAAAGACAGCCCUCACUCUUCAUGAGAAAACACAUAUAGAAGGGAAGCCCUACAUUUGUAUGGAUUGUGGGAAGUCCUUCCGCCAGAAGGCAACUCUCACUAGACAUCACAAAACACAUACAGGGGAGAAAGCCUAUGAAUGUACUCAGUGUGGAAGUGCUUUUAGAAAGAAGUCAUACCUCAUUGAUCAUCAGAGAACUCACACAGGAGAGAAACCGUAUCAAUGUAAUGAAUGUGGGAAGGCAUUUAUCCAGAAGACAACCCUCACUGUACAUCAAAGAACUCACACAGGAGAGAAACCCUAUAUAUGCAGUGAAUGUGGAAAGUCCUUCUGCCAAAAGACAACCCUCACUCUCCAUCAAAGAAUUCAUACUGGGGAAAAACCCUAUAUUUGUAAUGAAUGUGGGAAGUCCUUCCGCCAGAAGGCAAUCCUCACUGUUCAUCAGAGAAUACAUACAGGAGAAAAAUCCAAUGGAUGUCCUCAGUGUGGGAAAGCCUUUAGCAGGAAAUCAAACCUCAUUCGCCACCAGAAGACUCACACAGGAGAGAAACCAUAUGAAUGUAAAGAAUGUGGGAAGUUCUUCAGUUGUAAGUCAAACCUCAUUGUACAUCAAAAAACCCACAAGGUAGAAACCAUGGGAAUUCAGUAAAGGAUAUGACUUUUUUGGUAAAAACUUUUGAAGUCCUAGUAAACACUGUACAUGAUGUAGCUUGCAAAUAUAAUAUUCAACAGUUUAAGGUACUAUUCCACAAAUUUACCUACUGUUUGUGAACCUAUAUAACACACAAAGAAUGACUAGACAAAUAGUAGUCAUUGAAAAUAUAACCCUAAAUUUUUUAUUAUUAGAUUCAGC